Anisakis simplex (herring worm) is the source of this 201-nucleotide messenger RNA. NCBI's taxonomy places the organism in Eukaryota, Metazoa, Nematoda, Chromadorea, Rhabditida, Anisakidae. The record is from the annotation of a GenBank genome assembly.
AGUGGUCAGAAGGAGUAUUUGACCAGAGAUCGUUUGAUAAACUUUCUGAAUGAGGAGCAACGUGAUCCUCGACUUAACGAAAUUCUUUUUCCAUUCUUCGACAACAAUCGAGUGCAGCAGCUUAUUGCCAAGUACGAAACCGAUGAAACAUACGUCAACAACGGUUCGUCGCUUCAAAAUCUGUUUCAAAAUCUUUCUUGA